AUGGGGGGCAGAGUCAUUCUCAUUAAUUCGGUCCUUGCUAACCUCCCUAUCCAUUAUCUGGCUUUCUUCAAGGCUCCCAAUAAGGUUGUGAAGGACUUUAUAGCGGUUCAACGACGAUUUUUAUGGGCUGGGAACUCGAGUGAAUCGUUUAUCCCUUGGGUUUCUUGGAAUUCCGUUUGUAAACCUAAGGAAGAUGGUGGCCUGGGUAUUAAGCAUGUCGGUAGGUUGAAUAGUGCUUUAUUGGCAAAGUGGAUUUGGAGAUUUCAAACUGGUGAAAAUGAAAUAUGGAGGAAUACCCUUACUAACAGAUACGGUAACCUUAACAUUAAGUCUCAAACCUAUUCUGAAGUGGAUAGUUCGAGAUCCAAUUCGUUGUGGAUGAAGGAUAUUAUGGCUAAUGCAUCUCUAAACUCUCACGCCAACUUCUGUAAUUUCAUGGCCUGCUCUGUUGGUGAAGGUUAUGAUGCGGCGUUUUGGAAGUCAAUUUGGAUAGGCGACAUGCCGUUAAAAGUCAGAUUCAAUGGUUUGUUUCAGAAUUGCUCUAUGAAGACAAUGUCCGUUCGGGAUAUGGGUUACUGGGAGAAUGGGAAGUGGAUCUGGAAGUUGAGAGAUUUGUUGGCUGAUCCAGAUUUUCAUCCUGAACCAAAAUGGUCUGAAUGUUGUAGGUUGCUGGAUAAUAUUUCAGUUACUCCUGGUGAAUCCGAAAAAUGGCGGUGGACUGCUCAUGAUUCUCUAUCCUUCAAGGUUAGUUCUUUUUACUCAGUCCUUUACUCCUCCCUUCCUGAACAAGCCAUUGGUUCAAACUGUGCUUCCCUUAUUGAGUCCAUCUGA
Molecule: messenger RNA, 831 nt
Organism: Lathyrus sativus (Indian pea)
Lineage: Eukaryota; Viridiplantae; Streptophyta; Magnoliopsida; Fabales; Fabaceae
Source: the annotation of a GenBank genome assembly